Molecule: messenger RNA, 2242 nt
Organism: Carassius gibelio (silver crucian carp)
Lineage: Eukaryota; Metazoa; Chordata; Actinopteri; Cypriniformes; Cyprinidae
Product: interferon-induced protein 44-like
Exons: 8
Coding region: 96-923 (275 amino acids)
Source: RefSeq, a predicted model, not a curated record
CUUCACAUCACAUCUGCACAUCCUUCAGCAGCACAAGACAGGAAAUAUAGUUCUGUGAUUCUUCUUAUUACUGUUUAAACGACACAAGAUUGCAAAUGGGAGCAAGUGAAUCAAUUGCAGAAUGGAGGACAUUUGACUGGAGAGAGAAGGAAGCACUGAAAGAACGUCUAAAAACUUUUACUCCGAGUAAUCCAGAUGUAACAAACAUUAAGAUCCUGGUGGCUGGACAAAUUGGAGCAGGGAAGUCCAGCUUUAUUGAUUCUGUCCUUAGUGCCUUCCAAGGAGAAAUAGUUAAUGAAGCACUAACUGACAGACGUACGAAAAGACUGAUAAAAUACCGCAUCAGAAGUGGACAUGCAGAUUUGCCUUUUGAAAUCUGUGACAUAAAAGGUUUAGAACCUGAAAAAAUAUCUAAGAGUCAAAUAGAUGACAUUGUCAAAACCAUAUAUGGACAUGUGAAGGAGGGAUAUGAAUUCGGGAAGAAACCUCUCACUAGAGAUGAUGAACAUUACAAUGAAAACCCUUCACUGUCUGAUCAAGCAUUCUGCCUAGUUUACGUCAUAGAGGCAAAUACAUUCCAACCCUAUGCAGAAGAUAAGAGAAUUAUAGAGAAAUUGAGGAACAUUCACCAAGAAAUCAGUGAUAAAGGGAUUCCUCAAGUGAUUGUCAUGUCUAAAGUGGAUGAAGCAAGUUAUCUUGUCAAAAAUGAUCUACAGAUGGUCUACAGAAGCUCGAUCAUCAAAGAGAAGAUGGAGUUGUGCAGUGCCAAAUUGGGUGUUCCAGUGAGCCACAUCUUCCCAGUGAAGAACUAUCAUAAUGAGAUUAACACAAAUGAUGUUGUUGAUGUUUUGAUUCUCAAGGCACUGGAUCAGAUUGUGCGUUCUGCUGAUGGAAGACUGAGGCGUGGUGCUUACAAUGUAUGAGUUUUCAGGACAAAAAUCAACAAUAAUAGCAUUUAGAGUUGAAUGAAUAUUAAAUGACUAGAAGUAUAUCAUCAUUUGAAUCAAGACACAUUCUGUGUGCAACAUAGUACAGGUUAUAGCCAACAUUUGAGAAUGAUAAAAGUGACUCACACAUACACACAGUAUUAGAAAUUACUACACAAAUUAGUUGUGUCAACCUUAUUGACUUUAACACAAUAAACAAACAAACUCAAAAUGAUAAAAAAAUAAUAGUCAUUCUAUUUGAAGAUUCAAGUUCAAAACACUUGCAUUUUGUAUCUAACCCAUAUAUUUUAUAUUCCUAUUAUAUUCCUAUAUUUUAUAUAUAAGGCUUCUGAGUGAUAUGUUUGUACUAAAAUCAUGUCAGCUCUUCCUGUUGUUGUUGCUUGCUUCCCUUUCCUGCUCUUCUUCUGUGUAAUGGUAAUUGGUUGUCUUUGUGCAUUUUGCUCCCUACUGAACUUUUCUACAAUUAUAUUCUUUUUAUUAUCAACUGGUGCUAUGUUUCAGUUCAUCACCUGUUGGGCUCCCAUUUAAAAACGUUGCGUACGCACAAAAUGGGCAUACACAAUUUUCAAUGCACAUAUAGGGAUUUAUAAAAAAGAAACUUGCCGUGUUUAUGUACGUAACGUACAGGCAUUCUAGACCAUGCAUAUGCAUUCUUUUUCCUGGAGUGAGAAAAGUAAAAAGUAAACAACAAUUUUAAAAUCUGUUUUCAUUUCGAUAUACACAUUUACAUUUGAUAUUCCACUCUCAUUGAUGGGGAUAAUCACUGAAAUUACAUAUGCAAAGUCAAUAUGCAGAAGUGAAAAAAUUAUAAGAAUUUAGGCAUGUUUAGUGGAUGUGCUUGAUCACUUUUUAUUUCACAGUAUUUUUGUGAGAACAAUGAUAAAUUAUGCGCAUUUAUCAAUGCACAGUGAAACACUGCUGGAUUCGUUGAAACGCCAUAUCUAUAUUGUCUGGUUUGAAUAAGUCCAGUGAUAAUAUUUUACUGUACAAUCGCAGCUGAUCAACAUUAUGAAAAAUAUGUUAAAUGUGUCACGUAGAUGGGAAUAUGCAUGGAAAUGAUAUGCAGAUGAGGUUAUAUAUAUGAGGUUUUGUGCAGGUUGUGGCGUACACAGAAUCUAGCUUUUGUGCAUACGUACAUUUCUAGGAUGAAAUCUAUAAAGAGUUUUAUAAGUGAGACCCCAGGCCUCUUUCGUACAUGGCCUCUAGAUGGCAGUUCUUAAUAAUGCAAUCCCAGCUCUAAACUCUCUCUCUCUAUAUAUAUAUAUAUAUACAGUGGGGAUCGAAAGUUUGGGCAC